This is a messenger RNA of Neltuma alba, 1469 nucleotides long. Its product is annotated as probable methyltransferase At1g27930. Gene Ontology annotation, biological process: xylan biosynthetic process. The transcript has a single exon. The record is from RefSeq and is a predicted model, not a curated record. Lineage: Eukaryota; Viridiplantae; Streptophyta; Magnoliopsida; Fabales; Fabaceae. Bases 264 to 1121 code for a protein of 285 amino acids.
CUUAUACCCUAAAUUAGAAUCAGUCUAAGAUUAUAUGUUCCUUUCUUCAACAUCACCUUCCCAACUCUCAUAACGUUGAUUUUUCCCCAAAAUGUAUCUUCUUAAUCCCUCCCAUAAUCAUCCAUUACUGAUCUUCAUUCUUCUUCUUCUUCCUCACUAAUUACUCAUAACUCCCAAUUCAUUCCUUCGUUUCUUCUAAAAAUUACUACGAUUUAUUAACGCUCGCACUCAUUUUUUCUACUUACAGUUCUGGGACUUCGGGAAUGAUGAAGAACGGGUUGGCCCUUCCGGAGAAACCAUGGUUCUUGGUUUUGGCCCUGAUUGGCUUAAUCGGGGGCGCCUUUUACAUAUCCACCUUCGCCCGGAACUCUAACGGCUCCUUAUUGUGUUCAGUCACGGCGGUCAGAGGCGGUGCGGCGGACGAUCUUCCCACCACGUCGAGCCAGCUCAAGGCUAUACUUCACUACGCCACCACUCACGUCGUCCCUCAGCAGUCGCUAUCGGAGAUCCGAGUUUCCUUCGAUGUGCUCAGAUCUUUAGGUCGGCCGAGCAACUUCCUCGUCUUCGGCCUGGGUCACGACUCGCUCAUGUGGGAAUCGAUCAAUCCCGGCGGUACCACUGUAUUCCUCGAAGAGGACCCUAAAUGGGUCCAAACAGUCCUUAAGGACGCUCCUCAUCUUCAGGCUCACUAUGUACAUUACCGUACGCAUCUCAAAGAAGCGGACCGGCUUCUCUCUUCGUAUCGGUCGGAGCCGAACUGUUCGCCGGGAAAGGCCUAUCUGCGUGGCAACGAGAAAUGCAAACUGGCGCUCCACAAUCUGCCGGACACGGUGUACGAUAGGGAGUGGGAUCUGAUCAUGAUCGACGCUCCGAGGGGGUAUUUCGCGGAGGCGCCGGGCCGGAUGGCGGCCAUCUUCUCGGCGGCGGUAAUGGCGAGGAAUAGAAAGGGAUCCGGUGUGACGCACGUCUUCUUGCACGAUGUGGAUCGGAAGGUGGAGAAGUUGUACGCGGAGGAGUUCCUCUGUCGGAAAUACAGAGCUCGUGCCGUAGGGAGGCUAUGGCACUUCAAGAUUCCGCCGGCGACGAACGUGUCCCACCAUAGUUCUCGGUUCUGCAGCUAAAUUGCGCCGACCAAUUGCCACGGGAUUUUUCCAGGAGAGCUGUGUUCCUCUCUAUCCACAGCUUCUGGGUUCGACGAUGAUUAUUAUUAUUUUACUUAUUUUUGUUAUUUCGAAUUAUGCUAUAUUGUUAUAUUACAUAUAUUGUCCUAUUACAUUUACAGGGAUUAUUACUUUUUAUAUGUCGCUGUCUCUGUUUUUCACCCUUUGUUGGUGGCCUUCCUUUAGAUUCUUAGAUGUUUUUUUGCCGACUUGAGGAGACUGUGAUGUGAAUAUAUAAAUAGAGAAGAGUCUGAGACUGAUGAGCUCCUUGUUGGCAGAAAAAUAGAUGAGACCUUUGUUUCUGCUUUC